UUGUGCGAACUUCAUUAAAAAAACAGUUGAAGUAAUUUUUAAAAUUAAAUUUUAAUUAUACACAUAAUGAUAACCUUCAGACAGGGCCUAUAUAUGCUACAAGAAGCGGCCAGAUUUCAUGUUAAGAGCAAGGGCAUCUAAAGCUAAUUUAAUUACUUCAUUACUAAAGUUGCAGGUAAUCGUAGUCCAUCAAGAAAAUGUCCCAUAUUGUGUUUGGAGCACCAAUCACCGAUCAAACACUGAAGGCUGUGGCUAGGAUUGAAGGCAAAGAUGUAACUACCUUCACAGCUUUGGACAGAUCCAGGUAUACCAUGACUACGAGGGGCGAUGAAAAGAAGGAGAAGAAAGCAGACACGUAUUUGGAGAAACUCCGAUUUGCGGAUAACGUUAAUGGGGUGGAAUGCCUUGUUUUUAACGCCAUUGGAGGGCAUUUGGUGUUGGAUAGUUAUCAAAACUGGGGCGGAAGCCUAGGCAGUGGGCCUUAUCCGCUCACCAUAGAAAAUGGACAAUUUGGUGCCUUCUUUCAUGGAAUGUUUGACGGUACAAAAGAAAGUUCAGGUGCUGUAUGCUAUACCGGAAUCUAUGAUAUCAGAACUAGUGGCGUAGGAGAAUGGGUCAUGGCCUGGAAAUACACACCCGGAACCAAACCACCACUCCGGUGUCGUGCUGAAGCGAGGCAAAAAGCGUUGUAUCGUGAGGGUACGAAAGGGGCUGAGGAGGCUUGGAAGAAAUUGAAGAAGGAUCUGGAAACAGGUUCUAAUUACAAACAUCAUAACGAUGGCAUAAUGUGCAUUGUCGGUCACAUUGGUUACGUCGACAAAGAAGGGAAAGAAUUAGAUGACCCUACAAGUGACACCGUCCCCAGAAUUUCAGCGUCAAUGUAUCUUUACAAUAACAAUCCUUCUUCUUGAUUUGCAUGUAAUCCAUCAUCCUUCAUUCUAUAAUCUAUCUUUAUAGUAACACUUUUCCUUUUUUAUUCAUGUUGUCUAGCUAGUCUUAAUAAAGGUCCAUUCGACCAUGUAUCCGGCCUUUUAUUUUCUCAAUUUUUUAUUGUUUUUUGUUUUAAAGCCAUGUCGUUUCCUUUCAAUGAUGUUUGGAAAAUUCUCAUUGUUAAAUAGCUUUUUUUUUUGUUUU
Molecule: messenger RNA, 1134 nt
Organism: Amaranthus tricolor (Joseph's coat)
Lineage: Eukaryota; Viridiplantae; Streptophyta; Magnoliopsida; Caryophyllales; Amaranthaceae
Product: 23 kDa jasmonate-induced protein-like
Exons: 3
Coding region: 198-911 (237 amino acids)
Source: RefSeq, a predicted model, not a curated record